Messenger RNA from Paramuricea clavata, 2393 nucleotides. NCBI's taxonomy places the organism in Eukaryota, Metazoa, Cnidaria, Anthozoa, Malacalcyonacea, Plexauridae. The record is from the annotation of a GenBank genome assembly.
CUUGUUUUUAAACCAGAAAAAUGUCUGAUGUGUCUUCAGAAUCCGAUAAUUCUGAUCAGGUAUCCGUUGGCAGCGUCAGUAGUGAACGAUACAGUUCAAGCGAUAGCGAUGAGUACAAGUUUGAAGACAAUUUCUUGCCUUAUCAAGACGAGCCCUUGGCCAGCUCUAGUGACGACCAAACAGAAGAAUUAAGCGAUGAAGAACUCGAUGAAGACGGGAUUUCUCGACCUGUCUUAGAGCAACGAUACGAAAAACAAAUCCCACUUCAACAGUGGUAAGGAUUUCAUAUUUUGCUGGUGAAAAAUCUUCAUCUCAAGCGAUAAAAUACUCAGGUUUUCUCAUUGCUUUUUUUACUAUAGGUGUACAUGUGGUGGAUGUGAUGAUUCGCUUCUUGUCGGCGCUCGUGAAUUUCGAUGCUGCAAGGAAAUACUCGAAGCUACAGGGAAAUUUACGUUCGAAGGGAUGAAUGCAGCAUGUAUUUUAAGCCACCAUGACUUUGCUCCAAUGACGAACCGAACAGUCCUGCUGCAAGUUGGACCUUUGCUAAGAGAUAAGAGUGGGAAACGAUACCAAAAGUCUGGCCAUACAGAAAAUGAGUAAGUGCCUGAUUUUUCAAUAUAAAGUAAUAUUACUUAUAUUGAUGCUACAUAGAUUAUACUCUGUACAUCACUACCAUCUUUUGCAAUCUUUUUCUUGAUAGGUUUCUGCGAGCUGUUGCUUACAGAUGGUUAGCAAGAUGGCUGUUUGGGGAAAUGGGAUGGGAAAACACCAGACCUCUCUCUGCUUGCAUAUACCAAAAAAUAAGGAAAACAUUCGCCACAAGCAACACUGUUGGAUACACUUCUGGUCAAGAAAGAGCAAGUGACCAUUAAAGUUGGGGUAUACUGUGACUGUAUUUUAGGCCCUGUUUAUAUGAGACUGGGGCAACCGAUGAAGUCUGACUGGGAUGAAAAUCAAGACCGAUACUAUCUUUCAAUUUAUUCCCCUUGCCCAUCAUUUUCUUACAGUGCUUUUGUGAGUAUGCAUUGUUCUGAAGCCAAGAGCACUGCCUAGAUCAGUCUGAAAUGUAUUUGUGUUUACAUUCACCCCACUCCAAUUCAUCGAGGCCUGAAGAUAGUCAAUUCAGCAAGCGGGAUAGCUUCAGACCGGUCUGACCAAUUUAAUUUCGUCACAGCCUCAUGUAGACAUCUAUUAUAAAUAAUACUCUGGUCAAAAUCAAAUUUUCCCGGUUUGACUUCAUCCCAGUCUAAUGUAAACAAGGCCUUAUUUUUAAAUGACCUGUAGAACACUACUAAGGGCCUGUUUAUAUGGAAGCCGCCCAGCUGGCCCGCUUAGUGAGACAGGAUGAAUUUCUCUUGUGUUUACCGGGCUGUCUUGCUUAGCAGGCCAGCCCGGCUUCCAUAUAAACAUAUAUGGGAUCCAGGCCAGCUUGAUAAGUGGCAUGUAUUCUGGCAAGAAUAAAUAUUAUCCUACUUGCUAGAAUGAUUAGGCAGUUAAAACAAUAGCUAGCAUUUUCCUAUGAAAAUAUUUGUCUUAAUUGUUUGUAUGUCCAAUUCACAAAGGAACUGUAGUGGCAUGAUAAUAUCUUGUUAAAUAGUCACCCUACUCAAUAGACCCUUCCAAUGUUAGCAAUGCUAUAAUUAAACACAAUAGCUAGUGCAAGGGGUACAAACACAACAGAAUUCCCUAUAUAUAAAUUUGCAAGGGGUGCAAACACAAGGGUGAAAAUAUUCAAAUGGCAUCUUUAACCUUGGAAGGGCCUAUUGGCUGACCUGACUCCUUAAUUUAGUUUCUAUGAUAUGAAUACAAAUUGACCAUCCAGCCUUGCAUAAGCUUUGUUAAAUGCAUGAGCUUUGGUAAUAAAUAAUGGUCUUUGUUUUUGAUACCAGAAAUAGAAAAAUAAACAACAUUUACAAAUUGACAUGAAGUUUAUGUCACCUAGAAAUAAAGAGCUAAAACAUAGAUUAUAUACAAUCCAAAGUUUUGAAAGUAUUUAAUCUUGAUCAGAGAUUGUCAGCAUCAUUCGUUACUGUCUGGGGGUGCAGUUGCUGCAUCAGGGCAGUGAGACCGAGGAUGACCUUUCAUCGGUUGCUUGCACUUUUUACAGCAUCUUGUUUUUUUUUGUUUUGGUUGUUGUUGUGCCUGCUUCUCUUUUGCCAUCUCCUCAGUUUGUAUUUCACCUGCAAAUUUGAAUUGGAUUUAGUAUAUGUAUUGGCAGGGUGUUAGUGCAUUUUAAUUAAUAAGAGAAAAUUGAAUACCUGAUGGGAACAAUUCUGCUACUUUUCGUUUCCGAGCACUAUUCCUUGUGAUAGCAUCGUCCCGAGGAGUUUUAUUUGUGAAUGUACUGUUUAACGGUUCAGGGACCUUUCUCUUGUACUUCUUCUUGAUCUUGU